AUGGUGGAGGGAUUUUGCAAAAACUUCUAUAGCAACAAACUGGACCAUCUUGAGGUGCUUAUAGCCAAGAAGAGUAAAGUCCUUCGGGUUUUGGAACAGAAGAGGGCAGAGUUGAACAGAAGGGUCAGAUUUCUUAGGGAGGAAAUAUCUAUUGUGCAGGAACCCAGCUCUAAUGUUGGAGUGAUUGUAGAAAAAAUGGGAAAAAUGCAAGUCUUAGUUAAAACAAAUCCAGAUGGAAAGUACUUAGCAAAAGUAGAGCCUGGAGUAAAUUAUGAUGAUCUCAAGCCCGGGGUAAGAGUUGCUCUCCGCAGUGACUCAUAUGAUGUUCAUAGAAUACUUCCUACAAAAGUAGAUCCGCUUGUAUCUCUUAUGAUGGUUGAAAAAGUUCCUGAUUCUACAUAUCAAAUGAUAGGAGGCCUUGAUGAACAAAUUAAGGAAAUUCGGGAAGUCAUUGAGCUUCCAAUAAAACAUCCUGAGCUAUUUGAGAAUCUUGGGAUUGCCCAGCCAAAAGGAGUUCUUCUGUACGGUCCUCCCGGAACAGGCAAAACCCUGUUGGCAAGAGCUGUAGCUCAUCACACCCAAUGCAAGUUCAUAAGAGUUUCUGGGUCGGAGCUUGUUCAGAAAUACAUUGGAGAAGGAUCUAGAUUGGUGAGGGAACUUUUUGUUAUGGCUAGAGAGCAUGCCCCGUCCAUAAUAUUUAUGGAUGAGAUCGACUCUAUUGGAUCUACAAGAGGAGAUUCAAACAAGGGAAGUGAUAGUGAAGUUCAGAGGACCAUGCUUGAAUUGCUCAACCAGCUCGAUGGAUUCGAGUCCCAUAAUAACAUCAAAGUUAUAAUGGCAACUAACAGAAUUGAUAUUCUUGAUCCUGCUCUACUGAGGACUGGAAGGAUUGAUAGGAAGAUUGAGUUUCCCCAGCCGAAAGAAUCCGCAAGGCUUGAGAUCCUGAAGAUUCACUCAAGAAAGAUGAAUCUUACCAAAGGUAUCGAUCUUGAGACAAUAGCAAGCAAGAUGGUCGGAUGCUCUGGAGCAGAGGUUAAGGCUGUAUGCACAGAAGCUGGAAUGUAUGCUCUGAGAGAAAGAAGAGUCCAUGUAACACAAGAGGACUUUGAAAUGGCAGUCCAUAAGGUACUGAAGAAAGCUGGAGAUCUGAAUUCCGAUCUCCGAAAGCUUCUGAAAUAA
Messenger RNA from Encephalitozoon intestinalis ATCC 50506, 1179 nucleotides. RefSeq names its product 26S proteasome regulatory subunit 8. The transcript has a single exon. The coding region runs from base 1 to 1179 and encodes 392 amino acids. Gene Ontology annotation, molecular function: ATP binding; proteasome-activating activity; ATP hydrolysis activity. NCBI's taxonomy places the organism in Eukaryota, Fungi, Microsporidia, Unikaryonidae. Gene Ontology annotation, biological process: proteasome-mediated ubiquitin-dependent protein catabolic process. The record is from RefSeq and is a predicted model, not a curated record. Gene Ontology annotation, cellular component: proteasome regulatory particle, base subcomplex.